Morchella sextelata is the source of this 357-nucleotide messenger RNA. RefSeq lists its product as uncharacterized. The coding region runs from base 1 to 357 and encodes 118 amino acids. The record is from RefSeq and is a predicted model, not a curated record. The transcript is spliced from 8 exons. NCBI's taxonomy places the organism in Eukaryota, Fungi, Ascomycota, Pezizomycetes, Pezizales, Morchellaceae.
AUGCACUUCUACUGUGUAGACCCAGGGUGGAAGAAGCCUUUCUUACGCCUCUACCGUACUGAAAUUCCAAAUCAACUAAAACAAACACGCAGAAGAAUCGGAGGAUGGAAAGCCUUUAAAAUCUUAAGACCCAGAAAUAACGACGACCCAGGACCGCUCCCAGGUCGCCCGACUAAAAUUACAACUUCCACCAUCUUGUCUCCUGGAACAUUGGCGACUUUAAGAUCUGCGAUAAUGAUCGUGUGCUACAUCAACAGGGCAAAUAGAUACAAGGUUCAAUCAUACCUAUAUUGUACAUGGUACUGUUCUGAUCCGGGCGACGAUGACAUCUAUCACGCGGAAGUAUCGCUAGGAUAA